Messenger RNA from Kalmanozyma brasiliensis GHG001, 1935 nucleotides. Its product is annotated as Major facilitator superfamily. Gene Ontology annotation, biological process: transmembrane transport. The transcript has a single exon. Lineage: Eukaryota; Fungi; Basidiomycota; Ustilaginomycetes; Ustilaginales. Gene Ontology annotation, molecular function: transmembrane transporter activity. The record is from RefSeq and is a predicted model, not a curated record. The coding region runs from base 1 to 1935 and encodes 644 amino acids.
AUGUCGCGGCCAUCAACAGAGAUGCGGGAAGUGCCCUCAUCAGUACGCGACACAGAGCUCCAAGCAGCAGCGUUAGAAGGCAACCAGAUCGGCGGCCUCGACACUGCUGCUGGAACAACAGAGCACGACAUCCACCACCCUUCGGAGACACCACUUGCAACACGCACCCAUACCUCAGACGGUAGUCGAGCGACAUCAGAACUAGACGAAAAGAGUCAGGAGAGGCCAGCGACACCCACCUCGCAGACACCAGGCACCGUCGAUGGGUCUGCGACACCCAAAAAGGCUCACUGGCUUCAGUCCGACAAACAGAUCUUGCCUCAUAACAAUAUGAAGAUAGUGAUGAUCGGCCUUUGUGGUCUGAUCGGGCUUGCGGCCCUGGAUCAGACGAUCGUGUCCACUGCCCUACCUGUCAUUUCGCAACGACUCGAUGGGAACGCAGGCCAGUACUCUUGGGUCGGAUCAGCAUACCUGCUUGCCUCAACCAGUCUCAUCCCGCUGUACGGCCGCCUCUCGGACUUGACCGGUCGUAAGCCUCUCCUCUACGUGGCUACCCUCAUCUUCCUCUUCGGAUCGGCCAUGUGCGGUGCCGCCCAGAACAUGGCCUGGUUGGAUGCUGCUCGUGGUGUUCAAGGAAUCGGAGGAGGAGGCAUUAUUGCGCUCAUCAACAUCAUCAUUGGCGACAUUGUCUCUCUCGAGGACCGAGGCAAGUACUCAGGCUGGAUCGGCGGUGUCUGGGGCAUCGCAUCCGUCAUUGGUCCUCUGCUCGGAGGUGCCUUCACCGACGCAGGUCACUCGGGCUGGCGAUGGUGCUUUUUCGUCAACCUACCUCUCGGCGGCAUCGCCCUCGUCAUUGUCUUUUUCUCGCUCAACCUUAAUCCUCGACCCAAGCUCACCUUCCGCGAAGCAUGCGGCGAAUUCGACUUUAUCGGUCUCUUCAUGGUCAUCGUAUCAGUCAUCCUCAUCCUGCUCGGCUUCAACUAUGCCGAGACCAAAGCAUGGAACGUCCCCGAGACCAUCGCGCUCCUCGUCACCGGAGGAGCCCUACUUAUCGCCUUCAUGGGCUGGGAGUUCAAAACAAAGAAGAAGCCCAUCGUACCUCCACGCCUCGUCACCACACGAACCACCUCCUUGAUCCUUCUCUCGGUCCUGCUGCACGCAUUCGUCUUUUUCGCAGCGACCUACUACCUUCCAGUCUACUUCCAGGCCAUCUUCGGUGCCUCUGCGCUCAUGUCUGGAGUCUACAUGCUUCCCUACGCGCUGGUUGCGUCCAUCCUGUCGAGCGUAACAGGUCUGGGAAUCAGCAGAUUCCGCGCGUACCGGCCAUUCCUGUGGGUGGGCUGGUCGAUCAUGGUUGUCGGCUACGGGCUGAUGGCCACGCUCAACGCCUCGUCCUCGCUGGCCAAGCAGGAGGUCUUCAUUGCCAUCGCUGGCUUUGGUACGGGAUUCCUGUUCCAAACGCCCCUCGUGGGGUUGAUGGCAGCAAUGCCGCACGGAGACCUGUCGACAACCGUCGCCACCAUGUCGCUCAUCCGCUCGCUCGGCGGCACCAUGGGCAUCGCCGUCAGCGGUGCGGUAUUCAACACGCAAUCGCGAUCCCGACUGGCAGCCAUCCCGGGCUUCACCCAGUCGAUGGUCUCAACAGGCUCCGGCGGCCAAGACCUCACAGGUCUGCGCAACAUUCAACCCCCCGAGCUCAGCAGAGAGAUCAUCACCGCCUACGCAGACGGUCUGCAGAUCGUCUGGAUCGUCCUCGCCCCCAUGGCAGGCGCUGGGUUUCUGGCCGUGCUGGGUGUCAAAGGGUACAGUCUCAGGAGAGACGUUCAGAAAACGCCACAGGAAAGCAAGAAGGUGGGCGAUUUGGAGGACCCAAAAGUUGAAGACAAGACGGUGGAUACCGCUGCCAGCCCAACGGAUGACAAGGACCGCUCAUAG